Messenger RNA from Triticum dicoccoides, 1363 nucleotides. Its product is annotated as 2-hydroxy-6-oxononadienedioate/2-hydroxy-6-oxononatrienedioate hydrolase-like. NCBI's taxonomy places the organism in Eukaryota, Viridiplantae, Streptophyta, Magnoliopsida, Poales, Poaceae. The record is from RefSeq and is a predicted model, not a curated record. Bases 62 to 1111 code for a protein of 349 amino acids. The transcript is spliced from 5 exons.
AGACCAAGCAGACUUCAGUCCACCAGCCGAUACGGCAGAUCCCCGGCCUCCGGCGACCGGCAUGCCCGCGCCACCACCGCCGGCUGGCGGACGGCGGCGGUGGAAGCACCGGCUGAGCCCCACGCUCGCGCGGGACCGCUGCUACGCCCGCGCUUUCCGCUCCGCCGGCCUCCGCCAGGCCGCCGUGCCGCUCCCCGACGGCGCCGUCGUCCACUUCUGGCUCCCGCGCCCCGACCCGGCGCUCCACCCCGUCCUCCUCCUCCACGGCUUCGGCGCCAACGCCACCUGGCAGUGGGCCCCCUUCCUCCGCCCGCUCAUCGCCGCCGGCCUCGCCCCUUUCGUCCCGGACCUCGUCUUCUUCGGCAACUCCGCCUCCCCUGCCGCCGACAGAUCCCCCGCCUACCAGUCCGCCUCCGUCGCAGCCGCCAUGGCCGCCCUCCCCGGCGCGCCGCAGAGGUACAGCGUCGUCGGCGUCAGCUACGGCGGCUUCGUGGCCUAUCACCUCGCCCACGCCUUCCCCGCCGUGGUGGAGCGGCUCGUGCUCGUAGCUGCGGGUGUUUGCCUCGAGGAGGCCGACCUGGCGUCCGGGCUGUUUGCCGUGGACGACAUCUCGGAGGCGGCCAGCGUGCUGCUGCCGCAGCGGCCGGAGGAUCUGAGGAGGUUGGUGGAGCUCACCUUCUGCAAACCGCCAAAGUUCAUGCCGUCCUGUUUCAUCAGGGAUUACAUCAGGGUUAUGUGUACUGAAAAUGUGAAAGAAAAGAGCGAGUUGUUAUAUGCCUUGAUCAGUGGUAGGAAGCUUUCGGACCUUCCUAAAAUUAACCAGCAAACCUUGAUAAUUUGGGGAGAGCAAGACAGGGUUUUCCCAUUAGAACUUGGCUUGCGAUUGAAAAGACAUUUGGGGGAUACAUCGGAAUUAACAAUCGUCAAGGAUGCUGGCCAUGCCAUAAACCGUGAAAAGCCUGCAGAGCUUUGCAGACUUAUAAAGAACUACAUCAUCGAUCCCUCGGUCAAAUACCGGGAUGAUCGCAAGCAGGGAUGUUGGAAGUUUGCGUUAAGAAGGUUUGCUGGAUCGAGCCUGAGGAAGGUGGACUCAAGCCGGCCACUGAUAUAAUGCACAUAUAUAUUGACUUGUAUACCACGUAAAGAAAUUCCGACUCUCUCGUCCGUGUCUGUCUUGACAUUGAUAACGGGUAAGUGUUACCACCAACGUAUCCUAAAGUCUGCAGUGUGAAUUGUGUUGGAGUGCUGGUCGCACUGAACCUUAAGGGCCUGUUUGAUCAUCCAUUCAAUUUGUAUAGAGAAAUCAUGUGUUCUUCGUGUGGUGCAACCAAACAACUAUUACUGACUUAUGUGGGAUUCCAAA